This is a messenger RNA of Megalops cyprinoides (Indo-Pacific tarpon), 3102 nucleotides long. It is a transcript of the gene stk3, whose product is annotated as serine/threonine kinase 3 (STE20 homolog, yeast). The coding region runs from base 138 to 1616 and encodes 492 amino acids. Gene Ontology annotation, biological process: protein tetramerization; regulation of MAPK cascade; protein phosphorylation. The transcript has 11 exons. Lineage: Eukaryota; Metazoa; Chordata; Actinopteri; Elopiformes; Megalopidae. Gene Ontology annotation, molecular function: protein serine/threonine kinase activity; ATP binding. The record is from RefSeq and is a predicted model, not a curated record. Gene Ontology annotation, cellular component: cytoplasm.
GGAAGUAAUUCACACAUCAGAUCGGCAGAUUGGUUCCACGAGGAUAUCUGGGGAUCGGAAUAUGUGACAAGACUAGAGAUAAACAGCAAUAAAACUGAGUUUUUUUUGUUCCAGCCGAGGAGCACAGUGGUUUCGGAAUGGAGCAGUCACCGUCUAGAAGCAAGUUGAAAAAGCUGAGUGAAGACAGCUUAACAAAGCAACCAGAGGAGGUUUUUGAUGUUCUUGAGAAACUGGGUGAAGGGUCCUAUGGCAGUGUAUACAAAGCUAUACACAAGGAGUCUGGUCAGGUGGUAGCCAUCAAACAAGUCCCUGUGGAGUCUGACCUCCAGGAGAUUAUUAAAGAGAUAUCCAUCAUGCAGCAAUGUGACAGUCCCUAUGUGGUGAAGUACUAUGGCAGUUAUUUCAAAAACACAGACCUGUGGAUAGUGAUGGAGUACUGUGGAGCGGGCUCUGUCUCAGACAUCAUCAGGCUGCGCAACAAAACACUCACUGAGGAUGAGAUCGCAACGAUCCUCAAAUCCACCUUGAAGGGUCUGGAGUAUCUGCACUUUAUGAGGAAAAUCCACAGAGACAUAAAAGCUGGUAACAUCCUCCUCAACACGGAAGGCCACGCCAAGCUGGCCGAUUUCGGCGUGGCCGGACAGCUCACCGACACCAUGGCAAAACGCAACACUGUGAUCGGCACGCCCUUCUGGAUGGCCCCCGAGGUCAUCCAGGAGAUCGGGUACAACUGCGUGGCCGACAUCUGGUCCCUGGGCAUAUCGUCCAUAGAGAUGGCGGAGGGGAAGCCCCCCUACGCAGACAUCCAUCCAAUGAGGGCUAUUUUUAUGAUUCCCACAAACCCGCCGCCGACCUUCAGGAAGCCUGAGCUGUGGACAGACGAGUUCACGGACUUCGUGAAGAAGUGUCUGGUGAAGAACCCCGAGCAGAGAGCCACUGCCACCCAGUUGCUACAGCAUCCGUUCAUCAGGAACGCCAAGCCCGCCUCCAUCCUGCGGGACCUGAUCACGGAGGCCAUGGAGAUCAAGGCCAAGCGGCAGCAGGAGCAGCAGCGGGAGCCGGAGGAGGAGGAGGAAGAGCACUCGGACGAGGAGACAGAGGUGGAGGUGGACUCGCACACCAUGGUGAAGACGGGCUCGAGCGCGGCCAUCACGCGGGCCGCCGGCACCAUGAGCGACGGGGCGCAGACCAUGAUCGAGCACGGCGGCACCAUGCUGGAGUCCGACCUCGGCACCAUGGUCAUCAACAGCGACGAGGAGGAGGAGGACAGCACCAUGCACAGAAACUCAGUUUCCCAGCAGGCUCAGCGGCCAUCCUUCAUGGACUACUUUGACAAACAGGACUCCAGGAACAAAGCCCCAGACCCCUGCAGCCAGAACAAGCAGGAGCCGUACCUCAUUACCAAGAGCGUCUUCCCUGAUAGCUGGAAAGUUCCACUAGAUGGCGACUUUGACUUUCUGAAGAACCUGGGCUACGAGGAGCUGCAGAUGCGUCUGAGCGCGCUCGACCCCAUGAUGGAGCGCGAGAUCGAGGAGCUGAGGCAGCGCUACACCGCCAAGAGGCAGCCCAUCCUGGACGCCAUGGACGCCAAGAAGCGGCGGCAGCAGAACUUCUGAGAGUGAGAGGAGGAGCGCUCCGAGACCCUGCCACGACAUCCUGCAGUAUCCAUGCUCAUCGGCAUCCCCUUCCCUCCGGCCUCGGGUUUCCGGGCCUUCGAGACCGUCCUCCCCCAGGGUGUGGCUGUCCGACACACUCCACGCUGAUAGGGCCAGACUAUGGGCAGUGGGCAGGAAGUAGAAGAAAUCCAGCAGCCACCUCUCCCAACCCGACCACCUAUCAGCCUCUUUCUCUCCUCUCUGCCUCUUUUCCCAUCGGCUCCCUCAUCUGUUAGGGUAUCUUUUUACCAGAACAAAAGGCCUUCAUCCUUUAACCCUCUUAAACUGUUCUCUACCUUCUCUUCUGUUCUCCGCUUCCACCUCCCUCAGGUCCCAGGGGAGGAGAGGCCUCAUUCCUAUAGACCACACCUCUUUGGGGGAGAGGAGGUCCUCUUAUUUCUUUGUUAGUGCCUCAGACCACAUCCAGCCAAUCACAUGCCUUCCUCAAGGGGCAUGCCCAUCCGCCUCUCUCCUUGGAGACUGCCUUUCAGUCCCGGUCAGACCCCCACAAACACUACAGUCCUCUCAGAGAGAAAUCCCCAAUUCUCAGAAGCACAGGUCCCAGCCCAGGUUUCAUCACUAAUGUGCAAAAUAACUGAACUCAUGUUGGAUAUCUUAUAAUGAUAAUAAAUGCAGAUAUAGUUCAGUAUGAUUUAAAGGGGCAUUAAAGAUGCAAUGCAGUAGGUUGCAUUUACUCAUGUCACCUUUAUCAUCAUUAGCUGUAAUACAAUUCUGUUAUCUUUCACGAGGUGAGGAAGCGGGCAUUCAAAACCAAAGACAAUCAUGUAGGAAGGAUGUUGCUGCAGUUGUAACACAUGAUGAAUCUGGGUGCCUUAACAAGCUUCAAAGGGUUACUGCAUAUAAAAGACUUUGAAGCAGCACCAUUGGUCCCAGCAAGAAUGUUUCAUAAUAAUAACAGGGGGAAGUGUUAUAUUUAAGAAAAUAUUUUGAUGGAUGUGGUAUAUAUAUAUAUAUACCUCAUAAGCACUUUUGAGAGGCCAGACAAAAAACUUACCUUAGGCCAGGAGUUUUUUUUUUUUUAUUCUUUUUAUGAGUUUUACUAUUUUACAGUUACAGAAAAGCAUGGCCACUCUAUGGACUAUUUCAGUUUAUUUUUCCCAGCAUCUCUGCGUAUCUGACGUUUUCUCUCUCGAUCUCUUCCAUGAAAACUUGACGCUCCAAUAAAUGCUAAUGCCCCCUGAUGCAAAUCCCUCACUGGAUUCACCAUGAUGAAUAACUCCAUCUCACUGAAAGUUGUAAACACUUCCCGAAACAGGAUGCCCCUCUUUUCAUUAAGGGCAUUUAUUGUCUUUUUAUUAAUUUGUAUUUUACUCACGUUCAAUAAACUCAUGUAAAUGUAUGACUAAGCUGCUCUCUCUACUUUCUGGUCAUUUGUUUUUUUUUCCCCUGUAGGAGUAGAUGCAAAUAUUUCCACUCCCAAAUGAAG